CGCCUAGCCUAGCCUAGCCUAUUUUGUUUCCAGCGAAGUCGAUGCCUGCCUCUGUCUUUGCCUCUGCGAGCCCCUUUGGCCUUUCCCGCCGCAGCAGGAGCACUAGCAGUCUGCAUAUCAUCGCACAAGCUCGUGUCCGUUCGUCUGUCGGUCUCCCGACGAGGCCCGGCCGCAACCCCUAACCAAAUCCUCUUUCUUCCCCCCCCCCCCCUCUGAAACCUACCGGAAAGGGCUCGGCACCCGACCAGACCACCUCUCCUCGUGAAUAAAGGAUACAUCGCGCAAGCAAGCGAGCAAGCUAUUAUUUUUUCCCCUUCUCCUUUCCGGUGCUUGAAUCGUCUGCCUAUAAACCCUAGAAAGAGUACAAUCCUCCUCGUGCCAAUCCCUUCCUUCCUACAGCCGUCCGCCAAUACAAAACGACACUUAAAAUUCAAAAGAUCACUUCUCUUCGUUUUUGUUUUAUUCAGCGGAGCUGAGCGGGGCGGGGCAGGGCAGGGCAGGGCUGUUAUGGGUUUAUUAGUUUGCAGGUUUGAAGAUCUAUCACAGCUCUCUCCACUCGGCUUUUCGCUCUCCCUGGCCUCUGCUGCUGCUGGAUAUUGAGAGAGCGGUUAUCCUUCUUAUGCACCGCCACCACCGCGGGCACGCGCAUAUGACGUCGCCGACACGCAGUUUCUGGCCCUUGAAAGCUGAACAUGGAAAAUGAGGUCAUCGAAUUCGAUAUAGGUCUAGGAGGCGCUGGCGCUGUCAGCGGAGACGAUGCCAUCGACUGUGAGCACCCUCUCCUUGAUGAAGAGAUGGCAGAUAGUUCUCCCACCACCGCGUCCGCCGCCGCCGCCGCCGCCGCCGCCUCCGGUGGUGGUAGCAGCGGCGUUUGUGGAGAAAUCUACAUUCCUCAAGGGGACCCGGAUCUUGAGCCUUACGAGGGGAUGGAAUUUGAAUCUGAAGAGGCUGCCAAGGCUUUUUACAACUCCUACGCCCGGCGUGUUGGGUUCAGCACCCGUGUUAGUUCCUCUCGCCGUUCCAGAAAGGAUGGAGCAAUCAUACAGAGGUCUUUUGUUUGCGCUAAAGAAGGGUUUCGGAACUUAAACGAGAAACGCACCAAAGAUAGAGAGAUCAAGCGGCCAAGAACUAUUACCCGAGUGGGAUGCAAAGCAUCCCUGUCCGUUAAGAUACAGGAUUCUGGGAAAUGGGUUGUCUCCGGCUUUAUCAAGGAGCACAAUCACGAACUGGUUGCUCCAGACCAGGUGCAUUGCCUCCGCUCACACCGCCAAAUCUCUGGGCCCGCCAAGACCUUGAUAGAUACCUUGCAAGCGGCUGGAAUGGGCCCUAGGAGGAUAAUGUCAGCCUUAAUCAAAGAAUAUGGUGGUAUCAGUAAAGUUGGAUUUACUGAAGUAGACUGUAGGAAUUACAUGAGAAAUAAUCGCCAGAGGAGCUUAGAGGGAGACAUUCAACUUCUUGUGGAUUAUUUGAGGCAAAUGCAUGCUGAGAAUUCCUCAUUCUUUUAUGCUUUGCAGGGUGACGAGGAUCAGUGCACAGGUAAUGUCUUCUGGGCUGAUCCAAAAGCAAGGAUAAACUACACCUACUUUGGUGAUACCGUAACCUUUGACACAACAUAUAGGUCGAAUAGGUACCGUUUGCCGUUUGCUCCCUUCACUGGUGUAAACCAUCAUGGACAACCUGUUUUGUUUGGAUGUGCUUUUCUAAUAAAUGAAUCAGAAGCAUCAUUUGUCUGGCUAUUUAGGACGUGGCUUACAGCAAUGUCUGGUCGCCCUCCUGUAUCAAUCACCACUGAUCAUGAUACAGUGAUACAGUCAGCCAUUGUGCAGGUUUUCCCAGAGACACGCCAUCGUUUCUGCAAGUGGCACAUCUUUAAGAAAUGCCAAGAGAAGCUAUCCCAUGUGUUUCUUAAGCAUCCAAAUUUUGAAGCAGACUUCCAUAAAUGUGUUAACUUGACUGAUUCCAUUGAAGAGUUUGAAUCUUGCUGGUUAUCACUUGUUGAUAAGUAUGAUCUCAGGGAUCAUGAGUGGCUUCAAACGAUAUACUCUGCUCGUAGGCAAUGGGUACCAGUGUAUUUACGGGAUACAUUUUUUGCAGAAAUGUCUAUAACACAACGAAGUGAUAGUAUGAACUCAUAUUUUGAUGGGUAUGUGAAUGCAUCAACCAAUCUAAAUCAGUUCUUUAAACUGUAUGAGAAAGCAUUGGAGAGUCGCAACGAGAAAGAAGUGAAAGCAGAUUAUGAUACAAUGAACACAUCUCCUAUUCUCAAGACCCCUUCACCAAUGGAGAAACAAGCAUCUGAGAUGUACACUAGAAAGUUAUUUGUGAGAUUUCAGGAGGAGCUGGUUGGGACACUUACAUUUAUGGCUUCCAAAGUGGAAGAUGAUGGAGAUGUGACAACCUAUCAAGUAUCAAAGUUUGGGGAGGAUCAUAAAGCUUACUAUGUUAAGUUUAAUGCAUUGGAGAUGAGGGCAACUUGUAGCUGCCAGAUGUUUGAGUUCUCAGGCCUUCUUUGCAGACAUGUGUUGGCUGUCUUUAGAGUGACAAAUGUCCUUACUCUUCCUACUCAUUACAUUUUGAAGCGAUGGACGAGAAAUGCCAAAAGCACAAUUAUACUAGAAGAACGGUCCAGUGAUGUAUUAAGCAGUUAUCUGGAGUCUCAUAUUGUCCGAUACAAUACCUUACGUCAUGAGGCAUUCAAAUUUAUUGAGGAAGGGGCAGAGUCUGUUGAGUCUUACAAUGUGGCCAUGGUUUCUCUGCAAGUUGCUGCUGAAAGGGUUGCCCUUGCUUCAAAGAAUGAGGGGAAAACACCUAUGGUCAAUGGGCGUACCAGGGAGGACUCAACCAGUGAGGGAACUCGGGCAAAUUAUGGUUCUGGGGAUCACCCAAGGGGUAUCUCUCAGCAAUUGUCUGAGGAUGACAUGGACAAGAAGAUCCAAGAUCUCACCCUUGAGCUGGACUGUGCUAAUAAAAAAUAUGAAGUUUACAGGGCCAAUCUGCUUUCAGUUUUGAAGGAUAUUGAAGAUCAUAAACAACAGCUAUCAGUUAAAGUACAAAAUGUAAAGCUUAGCAUGAGGGAUGGCUUCUGAAGGGAGAGCAUAUCCUAAUGUUCGGCUAUCAGUUGGGUUAGCGUGGUGGUGGAUGUGAAAUUGAAGCUGCAAUGAGGAUGAUGAUGUAGUGUGCUGCUCUUGUGGGUUAAUUCUCGUAAGGUUGAUUCUGUCCCAUCAAAUCAUAGUUCCAAGUUUCAGGCGAAGUAUCAUGUGGGUUAAGGACCCAGGUAAUCUCCAAAAAGUAGAAGCUAGCAACACCCCGAAUGGCUGUCAACUGAGGUGUAAAUGAGGUUGGACACCAAUCAAAUUCUGGUUAUUCCUUGUAGCAGUAAUAUAUAAUACAUUUUGCCCAUAUCUUUCUUUAGUUGAGGUCAGAUUUGCAGAUUUGGUAUGAUAUUACGUGAAAUGAUUCAUAUUGUGGUUAGAGAAAUAAUUCUGGUAAGAAAGAAACGUUGUAAAUGGUGCUGGA
Molecule: messenger RNA, 3516 nt
Organism: Diospyros lotus (date-plum)
Lineage: Eukaryota; Viridiplantae; Streptophyta; Magnoliopsida; Ericales; Ebenaceae
Product: protein FAR1-RELATED SEQUENCE 5
Exons: 4
Coding region: 693-3086 (797 amino acids)
Biological process (GO): regulation of DNA-templated transcription
Molecular function (GO): zinc ion binding
Source: RefSeq, a predicted model, not a curated record